This is a messenger RNA of Lytechinus pictus (painted urchin), 4184 nucleotides long. RefSeq names its product aldo-keto reductase family 1 member A1-like. Gene Ontology annotation, molecular function: aldose reductase (NADPH) activity. NCBI's taxonomy places the organism in Eukaryota, Metazoa, Echinodermata, Echinoidea, Temnopleuroida, Toxopneustidae. The transcript is spliced from 9 exons. The record is from RefSeq and is a predicted model, not a curated record. Gene Ontology annotation, cellular component: cytosol. Bases 280 to 1227 code for a protein of 315 amino acids.
AGCAUUAUGUUAGUUUGAUUUUUCUCUAUUUAUUCAAAUCAACAUUUUUCUGGGGUGGACUUGACCUUUAAGUUAAGCUAAGCUAAGACAAGACAAGGGGCAGAAAGAGAGAGGAGAGAGAGAAAAGGGGCGGGGUUUGAGAGAGAGAAAACAGACACAACAAUCUUGCACGGGGAGGGAGCUGAGUUACACGGUCCACGGACUGCAUCGCCUAUGACAGUCAAAUCUCUCGCCUCCAAGGCCAGGGGUUAGCACAAUACGCGAGGGCCAUCCGAAAAAAUGGCUGAGAAGAACGUUGCAGUGCAGCUUGCGAAUGGUCAUUCCAUACCAAUUUUGGGACUGGGAACGUGGAAGUCUAAACCAGAUGAAGUUCGCAAAGCUGUUAUAGAAGCCUUGGAGGCAGGCUAUCGUCACAUAGAUGGUGCUGCAGCAUAUGGAAAUGAAGAAGAAGUUGGUGCUGGUCUGAAGGAGAAAUUUAGUGAUGGAACUGUCAAGAGGGAGGAUGUGUUUGUCACAACAAAGUUGUGGAAUGUCGAUCACCGCCCUGAAGAUGUGGAAGCAGCAUGCAGAAAGUCAUUAGAGAAGCUUGGUUUAAGCUAUGUUGAUCUCUACCUUAUGCAUUGGCCUUUUGCAUUCCAGACUGGGAAAGGGAUGGCGCCUAAAGGUCCUGAUGGUAUGAUACUUGCUGAUGAUGAUAUAGACUUUGUUGACACCUGGAAGGCCAUGGAGGAUUUGGUAGAAAAGGGAUUGACAAGAGCUAUUGGUGUGUCCAAUUUCAACAAAAGCCAGCUUCAAAGAAUCCUAGAUCUACCACCAAAGCAAAAGAUAUGCAAUCUACAGAUUGAAAUAACACCAUACCUCCCAGGGAAUGACAUCAAAGAGUUCUGUAAAGCUAAUGGUAUAUCUUUAACGGCCUACAGUCCUCUGGGUUCGCCUGAUCGUCCACUGCAAGCUGGCACUGACCCAGUUCUCCUUGAAGACCCAGUCAUCAACGAGAUUGCAAAGGCCAAAGGUCGAUCUCCUGCCCAGAUAGCUAUCAGAUAUCAAAUAGACAGGGGCAUUGUGGUCAUUCCUAAAAGUGUUACUCCAUCCAGGAUCAGAGAAAACUUCCAGGUUCUUGACUUUGAAUUGACAAGUGAUGAGGUUCAACGCAUACAGACACUUGACAGGAACUUCCAUUAUAUUACUUUCCCAGCAUCCAAGAAUGCUAAGUAUUACCCAUUUUGAUGACCCCGCUCACUGGAUCCAGCAGUGUCACUAAAUGAAAUUCUUCUUCUGUGUGAUCAUGGAGUUAUGUGAUUCUAUCAUAUAUAUUUUGUUAUCUUUUCAUGAGGUAGCCCAGUCGAAAAGGUGCCACUUUGUUAUUUGAAGUUCCAUUUCUAAAUCAAAAACCAAGCCAAGUGGGGGGGGGGGGGGGUAUUGACCUGUCCCCCCACAAAGGUUGUGAGUUUUGCAGAACUUGGCAAUAUCAUGACGCAUAAUUAGACAAGUUUCUUGCAAGUAUUGCACAUCUUUUGGUACCAAGUUUGUGAAAAUAAGACAUGGCAUAAUUAUGGCACAAUUUAUAAUUACCUGUAAGUUAAAAAAAAUAUUGAGUUCCAAGAAAUGGCAAAUACGAAGUUCAUAAAUUGCUACAAAAAUGCUGCUUAUUUCAUACCUUAGGCCAUUUGAAUCCUAUUCUCUCAUAUGAAAUUGAUCAAAAUUAAAUUAUGUGCAGGGGAUCAAAUUGAUAACCCUGCCCCCUGGUACUAUAGUGUUAAUUAUCGCUAGAAAAAUAUUUUCACUUUCAUAUAUUGCUAUAUUAUUAUUUACAUUUUAUAGUUUGUUUGAUAAACUGUUUUUACAGGUUUCUUUUAUCAUUUGUUUUGAUAAUUGAUAUUAAAAAAAAGACCUAUGAAACACCCCCCAAAAGGAAAUUGCUACACUCUUUUCAAUCUCGUCUGGGCACCCAGAUUAAAUGUUAGAACAUUUGAUGUUAAGAAAUAAGAACCUAUCUCUUGGCAACUGUUCCUCAAAGAAAAGGAGCACAAUCCGCACAAGACAGCUGGUGUGCUAUACCCUCACUUUUUAUUUUCAAUAUAACCAUAGAGCUAUAGGAUACUCCUGGUGGGUGUUUCAUAAAGCUGUUCGUAAGAUAUCGUACUGAGAUAUCUUGUACUUAUAUUCUUUUUUCUUUCUUUCUUAGCACUUUGAAACUUUCGUAUAAAGCGCUAUAUAAAUUUUGUAUAUUAUUAUUAUUAAGAUAAGAGCGACUAUAAGAAUGACUAUGAUCCUUUCUUUUGGUUAAUGGUAUACACCAUUGGCGAUGGUUUAGCGCGUACGAAAAGUUCACAAAUCAUUCUUAAAGUCACUCUUAACUUACGAACAGCUUCAUGAAACGGCCCGCUGGAUGUAUGUUUGAAGCGUUAAGUGCCUUUAUAAGCACAAAAGUCAUAAUUAUCAUUCAUAUUUGUAAAUUCACAUGCUGAUAUUUGAAUUUGCUUGACCUACCUCUGUCAUGUGUUGUGUCAUCAGCAAUUUAUGUUUAUAACUUGGUAAAACCAAAGAAACUCAUUAAAAAGUUAUCUGGAGAUGCAAUUCCUUGGAGGAGAAUAAAUCUAUAAUUGUAAUUUAAAGGUUUGUGUAUUCAUUAUGCAUUGUCAAGGCUGAGAGCUGACAUACUUAAAGUAUGAAUUAAAAAAUAAAUAAUUAUGCUCUUGAAAUGAUAUUUUACAUUUUGUUUGUACAGUACAUGUCUGUUAGUGUUACAUUGCAGAUCUCUAGAAAUGUAAUUUCUUUUCCCAUUCUUUAACAGUUUUAUUAUAUUUUAAAUGGAGAAAUUAUUCUUCCAAAGCAUGAGUUUAUUGAGUUUUCAUGUAAUAACAUACAGAGGAUUCAAGAAGAGAAUGUCACAUUACAAAGAACCAUGAAGAAGUCUGUCAAAAAAGGAGGAAUCAAACAGCAAUUUUAUCCUAGAUUCAGAUCAAAUGAUAUAUUCAAUUUUAUGUCCUCUCUUGAGAGAUGAUCACCAUUUUUUCUCUAAUUUUUGACAGAGAUUUAACCAGCAAUUUUUGUCAAGUGGCAAUACAAUGAACUCUGUUUUUUUAAUCAUCUGUACAUUACAGAGAAAAAAAAAACUCUGUUAGAAAUUAAAGAUCAUGAAAAUAGACCUUAGAACUUUUUCAUGAAUGUUCUCUUGAAAGUUGUACCCCAUUGACAAUUACCAGUGGGUAGUGGCUAGUGAAAGAAGAAAAAACCUUUCUCUGUAACCCGACCGAUGCUAGCAAAUCCCACCCAAAUUAUGCAGACCAACCUCAAACUUUUGUACAUAUUUCAACAAGUAAAGUGGACAAAAAUUGGCAAACAUCCUCCUACCAUAAUCAGGACACUUACUUAAACAACCCCGAUCUCCAUAUAAGAAAAAAAAUGAAUGAGGAGCUCUUUUGUAGAGUACCGAAAUGAGACGUCAUCAAUUUUCCCUUUCUGCAUGUCGUCGUUUAGAUACUAUGAUGAAAAACCCCCACAACCCAAAUUUGGUGGGAAUCAGUCGAUGGGGGACCCAAGAUAUGACCUGAAUACAUAAUAAGCCCCACUGAAGUCAAUGUAUUCAUGAGGUCAUAUAUUGGGUACCCAUGGACCGAUUCCCAUCAAAUUUUAGUUGUGGGUUUUAUCAUGCGCUACCAAAAUAUGGUAUAAAAAACGCUGAAAUUAAUUUUUUUAUGUGACGUCAUCACUUCAGUACUCUAUAUCAUACCUAAAAAGAAUAAAAAUACUGGCUGAUCCUCACCCAAUCAAAACAAUGUCAGCUACCUCUGCAACCUUAGAGGGUGAACUGCUGACUACAAUAUGUAAAUUUCUUUUUUUUACCUAGGGAAACUAUUUUUCUCUUGUUUACUAUGAAAUUAAUUACUUUCUAUGGAUCCCAGUCUGCAUUUAUUAAGUGGAUGGUGGUUAACAGACUUAAGCCUGACUAAAUAUCGGACUUACAUUCCUGAUUGCAUGCAGAAUAUAACAUAUCACCAUAAUGGUCAUGUCAUGCUCUACCGCCUAUAAUGAAAGAGAUUAUGUGUUCUUUAUUUGUGCAUAACUUUAAGUCAGACUUAACCCUUUGUAAAACACCCACCAUAAAAGUUUUGCAGCGUUGUUUGCAUGUUUUCAAAAUGUCAAGAACCUUGAAAUAUAUGCAAUAAAUGUAAUUAUUUUAA